Nicotiana attenuata is the source of this 705-nucleotide messenger RNA. RefSeq lists its product as uncharacterized. The transcript has 3 exons. The coding region runs from base 1 to 705 and encodes 234 amino acids. Gene Ontology annotation, cellular component: nucleus. Lineage: Eukaryota; Viridiplantae; Streptophyta; Magnoliopsida; Solanales; Solanaceae. The record is from RefSeq and is a predicted model, not a curated record. Gene Ontology annotation, biological process: chromatin remodeling.
AUGCGGGGGGUGGGUCGGGAGGUAGGGCGGGGGCUAGGAGGUGGGUUGGGAUGCAAGGGAGGUAAAGGGAACAAGGGUGUCCAUCGGUUGAGAAUUGGGUCAUGGAACGUAGGUUCAUUGACAGGUAAGUCUAUAGAGUUGGCGAAGAUCCUCAAGAAGAGGAGGGUCAAUAUAGGUGUGUCCAGGAGACAAGGUGGGCAGGGUCGAGUGCGAGGGACGCGGAUGGGUAUAAACUUUGGAACUCUGGAACCCAGAAGGUGCACCGUAAACGUUGUUAGUGCCUAUGCGCCACAUGUGGGCCUAGAUGAGGAGGUUAAACGGCGCUUUUGGGAGGGGUUGGAUGAGAUUAUUCGUCAGGUAGCACCUACUGAGAAGUUAUUCAUAGGAGGGGAUUUCAAUGGCCAUAUUGGGUCGACCGCAGGUGUGUAUGACGAAAGGGAGGAGCAUUUGGUUACGUUUCAAAAUGCAGUGGCGAAGACUCAGAUUGACUAUCUCCUUCUCAGGAGGCGUGACAGAGGGUUGUGCAAGGAUUGCAAGGUAAUUCCAGGUGAGAUACUUGUGACGCGACAUAGGCUCUUGGUGAUGGACGUUGGUAUUAUGGUGAAGAGGAGGAAGAUGUCUGCUCGAGAAAGACCGAGAAUCAGGUGGGGAGCCUUAACUAAGGACAAAGCUCAAGAGUUGGAAGGGCGGUUGUCGGUUAUAUGA